Owenia fusiformis is the source of this 1263-nucleotide messenger RNA. NCBI's taxonomy places the organism in Eukaryota, Metazoa, Annelida, Polychaeta, Sabellida, Oweniidae. The record is from the annotation of a GenBank genome assembly.
AAAAGUAAAUAGAAUCAGUAAGGUUUUCUCACAGCGACAUUUACAAUCUAUGGGACAGGCCAUUAUUGCAAUGAGUACAAAAACUGUGUACAUGUACAUUUUCAUAAUAAUUAUCAAUUUAAUAGGAUUUACAUACUGCACAGACAGUUGCAGAUGUGGACGUCCUAAACGUUUGGAUCCAGCGGAAGGAACGACGAGACUUUCUGAUGGACGAAAUUGUGGUUCUAUUGUCGAAUGGAAAUGCACAGGGAAAGGAUAUUUAAUGGAGGAGCCAAUAUGGUAUCAAACAUGCGAAAAUGGGAAAUGGGUUCCGGAGUUUGAAGGAGAUCCCUGGUGUGAGAAAUAUCUCGAAGUAAGUCCGUGCAUUGCUUGGGACGCGAGAGAUUUGUGUAAGAAUGGAUCCUUUUGUAUGGUCGAUGGUGAAACAUCUAAUGCAAUGUGUAUAUGCAGACCUUAUACCACCGGGUUGUUUUGCGAUCAACCAUCAGACGAGUUUUGUGCUGGCAUGUACUGUGACCAUGGUGAUUGUGAAAUACACGAGGAAGAGAACUCUCAUUACUACACGUGUACAUGUCACGAUGGGUGGAUUGGUCGUCAUUGUAACACUGAAAGUCCUUUUGUGAAAGCUAAUAAAGAGGAAAUGUGUAAAGGUGGCUCUUAUUGUAAACCUUCAAAUGUCUACUAUAUGGCAGAACAUAUGGCUCAACCCGAAUGCCAAUGUCGACCAUUCACCACUGGUAUUUCUUGUAAUGAAACGUCAGAAGAAUACUGUUCAAUGCCAGAGUAUUGUAAGAAUGGUGAAUGUACUUUCCACGAUGGAGACAGACAUUAUUACACAUGUGAAUGUCACGAGGGGUGGUUUGGUGCAACAUGCGACAGAAACGAACAAGCAGACUGCGCAAGAUGGAACUGGUAUUAUUCUUUGGGCUUUUGUUUAAAUGGAGGUGUGUGCUACCUAAAAGAUUUUGGCAAUGACAUAUGGGAUCCCAGAUGUAGAUGCCCAGAAAACACAACUGGAAUGAGAUGUGAAACCCAACUGAAUGAGUAAAACAAAAAUGGAAAGUGUCGAUGUAAUUUAUUAAUGGAUCUGUUUUAGAAGAAUAACAUAUAAAAUAUUACAUAAGUAUAUAGUUAGGCGUUUAUGCUUUUUUAUUGGUAAUCAAUGGAAACUAUACUAAUACACUGUGCUAAUAGUUCCGUGUAUACAACACUCAUCAGGGACGUGGCAGGAACGGUGAGGCAAAAUAAGAUAGGGGAGGCAUA